GCUACCGCUCCGAGGGCGCGGUCCUCCCUUCCCGCUCUGCUGCCCACGCGGGCGUGGCCGGAGGUGGUGAAGCGAGAUCUUUUCUGCGGGGAGUAUCCGCUAACGGAGCCUCACUUGCUUCCUCGUUGCACUGCGGACUGAUUGCACCCUCGACGACGCCAUGCCUAAGUGCCCUCGUUGCCAGAAAGAGGUCUAUUUCGCUGAAAAAGUCACCUCCCUGGGGAAAGAUUGGCACCGACCAUGCUUGAAGUGUGAAAAAUGCAACAAAACCUUAAGUGCAGGUGGCCAUGCAGAGCAUGAUGGGAAACCUUAUUGCAACUACCCCUGCUAUGCUGCACUGUUUGGACCUAAAGGGUUUGGCCGUGGAGGUGCUGAAAGCUACACUUUCAAAUAAAGCCUUAGGACUGGAAGGAUUAACUUUGCUGAGUCCAGGCAGGAGUUCAUAAGUAGUACAACCACUGUUUUUUCUCCUAGAAGUGAAUAUAAUAAAGACUUCAGAAAGAGAGAUGAUAAAUGAAUGGGAGUUUCCUGUUUCACAUCAGUUGAGAAAUAUAAUCAUGUAGAAACCAGCAAAUAAUAGCACUGGCAGCAACUUAGGGAAGUGUGCAAGUUAAAAAAAAAUCUAAGCCUGCUUUUAGAUCUUUCCUUUUAUUCUGGUUUUUAUAACUUACAAAUAAAAGCUUAAAUCAAAAGAGGCUUGCAGAGGAUCAGUGAAUCAGGAAAUGAACAUAAAAGUCUAGUUAAUAUUUGCUGAUGUUCUUUAAGAAAGACUAUUACAGAGGCUAUCCAACUGUCUUCAGAAUUGUCUUUAGUGAACUCAUGUGAAAUGAACACUUACUGUACCCAUUGAAACUUGCAUUCUGAAUUUAUAAACUUCAGCUCAGAUUGAAA
This is a messenger RNA of Candoia aspera, 891 nucleotides long. It is a transcript of the gene CRIP1, whose product is annotated as cysteine rich protein 1. Gene Ontology annotation, molecular function: zinc ion binding. Gene Ontology annotation, biological process: intrinsic apoptotic signaling pathway in response to DNA damage; regulation of gene expression. The record is from RefSeq and is a predicted model, not a curated record. Bases 161 to 394 code for a protein of 77 amino acids. The transcript is spliced from 5 exons. NCBI's taxonomy places the organism in Eukaryota, Metazoa, Chordata, Lepidosauria, Squamata, Candoiidae.